ACCAGAGGCCCAUUUUAUUAAUAGAAUUCCCACCAAAUCUUCCACCCUGUCACCACUCAUAAUACAGCCUGGCAUAACACCCAACUACACGACAAACCAAAUCCUACGUGGCACUCUGACUCAUACCUCGCCGCAUCUCCCUCCCUAUAUAUACCCAUCCGCCUUUCCCCAUUCUCCUCCGCUCACUGACUUCGUCAAACCAAAAAACUCAAGUAAAUUCCAAAAUGGGUAUUUGCAUUUCCUCCGAUUCCGUCAACGUGGCCACCGCCAAGCUGAUUCUAACCGACGGCACACUGCUCGAGUUCUCCUACCCAGUUAAGGUCUCCUUUCUCCUACACAAACACCCCGCCACUUUCAUUUGCAACUCCGACGACAUGGACUUCGACGACGCCGUUUACGCCGUCCAUGACGACGACCACCUCCAACUCGGCCACCUUUACUUUGCCCUGCCCUUGGACAGGCUCAACCAGCCGCUGCACCCGGAGGAGAUGGCCGCACUCGCCGUCAAGGCCAGCUCCGCGCUUAUCAAGGCCGGCGCCGGAGGGACUGAAAAAUCUGGAUCUCGACGCACGGCGGUCUCCCCUGUCGCGUUUUCCGACGAGGAGUUUAGGAAGCCUCCCAGAAGGGGUUUGCAGAAGGGGAGUGGUAGGGGUAGAAAAUUUAGGGCGAAGUUGAGUGCAAUUCCGGAAUAAUGUAGUUUCUGUAGGGCUAAUUUUGUAAAUAGGAUGGAGAGGUUGCUUUCUGUGGAUGUUUCGUUUCUUCCGCAUCCCAUGGCAAUGGCAUGAGAUUCUUAGCUGUCACUUUUACAUAUUUACCCCUCAAAUCUUUACAAAUAUCCACAAUUAAUUA
Molecule: messenger RNA, 849 nt
Organism: Cucurbita maxima (winter squash)
Lineage: Eukaryota; Viridiplantae; Streptophyta; Magnoliopsida; Cucurbitales; Cucurbitaceae
Exons: 1
Coding region: 225-692 (155 amino acids)
Source: RefSeq, a predicted model, not a curated record